AUGAAUGAAAAAUUGUAGAGAUGGCUAAAUUACUGUAUAGAGUUGUAUCUGAAAAACGAGGAAUAGCAGGUUGUUUUUCCAAGCAUUUUAAUAUUGAUUUUAAGAUUUCAAUAGGCUUUGCAAACCCUCAGCUAUAUAUAUGGCAAGAACGCUCCCUCUUACUUGACUUUGGUAUCGAUGUUUGCCAGACCACAACUUUAUUUGCCGAGUAGUGAUAUAGCCUAGUAUGCAAUUUCAAUUAUUUGCCUAUUUUACCUGCUAAAUAUUGUUUCAACGAUCUCUCACUUUAAACACAUUAAAAUAUAUGGACAACUAUUAAGAAGUGGCUUGCUGAAUGUUUUCUUCGAAUAUUCAACUGGAAUAAUCAAAAUUUUUACUCAUACUCUUUUAUUGUUAAUUUCCAUAACUGAAACCUUAAUUCUUUAGGGUACUUUAAAUGCAUAAACUAUAAACUUCCAACACACUAGAUAUACUAUUUUGGACUUUAUUAUCCAAAGUUUAAACUAUACUAUUAUGAUUUUUUAUUCUUAUGAAUUAUCAAAUUAAUCAAUUAUAUUUUUAGCUUUCGCUAUCAAUUUGCUGAGAGCUAUCAAUCAACUCUAUUAUUCUCCCUUGAAGAAUUUAAACACCAAAUGCAUGUUAUUGACUAUUUACAUAUACAACCUAUACCAAGGAUUCCUAUGGAUUUUUUCUAUCCAACGAGAUUUCAUCUCAGAACUCGUCUUGAUCCCUCUAAUUUACAACGUGUUUUACUUAACAUACACAAGAAUAUUUAAAUUAUGCAUACUCCUCAAAAAAGAUGGGGUUUGUGACAUGUUGUCCAUACUGGUUUUUUUGGAUAACAUCAAAGAACUGAAAGCAAUUCAAAUACAGAAGCCUAAGAAUGCGAAGGAUAAGAUUAUAUACUGUUCCUUGCUCAUGAUGCAAGGCCAGAAUUACGAAGCCUUCUGUGAAUUGACAGCAAUUAACGACAAAGAUCUGAAUGUUCUGGAGAGAUUCAAAAAGAAAGUGAUUAAGAAAUAGUGUAUCAACAAAAUAGACAUCAACAUAUAAGUGCAAUCAGAAAUGCAGCAUCGAUUAUCUCUAACAGUUGCCUCCUUGAUAGCAAGUGAGCAAUAAAAUUCUAUUAUUUACGAUGAUGUUAUCCAAAUCCUGAAAGACAAGAUUCGAAUCCUUACAUUAUUAGCAUAAAGUUAAACUACUUACCAUUAUUCCUAAUAUUUCAGCUUCACUUCAAGACUGUUGGAUCUUCAAAAAAGGUUGGAAAUGCAAUAUAAAAACUUUGCUUGUGCCAAAACACAAUGCAUAUUGGGAUUUUACUAUGUGGAAGUUAUCAAUGAUUAUUUGGCAGCAAAUUCGCUAUUUAGUGUAAUGUCGAUAUCAGAUGAGAAGGUAAGGAGAAUCAACAUUAACCAGGAUGUCUUCUCGAACAAAAUGGUAUUCAUCAUUACAACAUUCAAAGAGAAUUUAAUCAUCAAAAAAGUAUCAAGUGAUGCUCCUAAGUUUUUUAAUAAAUCGAUAGAUUCACUCUAAGGUGAGAGUGCAAAUAUACUUAUACCACCUGGUAUUUCAUAGCAUCACGAUGAGUUCAUCCUCGAAUUCCUAUCAACAGGAUAGGCUAAAUACAUGAGAGUCAUAAACUCAAACUAUUAUUAUUGUUCAGAGAGGAAUUAUAUGACCAAUAUCGAAUUUGCUUUUGAUGUUAAUUUUCAAAGCGAUUUCAGUUUUAUCUCCUUUAUUUAACCAGUCAUGAAUUAACCCAUGUCUUUGAUUAUUAACAGUGAUCAUAUCAUAACUUGUAUCAGUGAAGGACUCAUCUCAUAUUUAGAACUAAAGUUUUCGAUUUCUAAAUAUAUUGGCAACAAAAUCUAUGAAAUUUUACCAGAGUUUUAAUCCCCAAAUCAGAACUAUCAAAUUAUUGAAAAUGUAGAAGCCAUCUUCUCCAAGAAUGGGGAAGAUGAGAAUUUAUUCUAGUAAAUGCCAGAGUCAUAUAUUACAGCCUAUAGUAUAUAUCACAAAAAAUAAAAAGAUCAAAUAAUUUAUUAUAUCAUUACUUUUGAAUAUUUCAAAAAGAAUUUGGGAUAAAGUUCUAUGAUACAUUCUAAGUUGAACAAUUCAUUUAGAAAAGAAAAUGUGAUUUAGUAAUGUUUCAAUUUGAUUAACUAGGAGAGUUUUGUUAAAAUCCCAUAUAAUGAGUACAAUAGCUAAUAAAAGAUAUUGAGUUAAUAGGAUGCUCGAAAACUAUUUUAGCUAGAAGAGAGUUCUGAAUAACCAAUCAUUACGAAUGAAAUCAAACUGAUUUCAUAAUCAGAAAAAUUUAAUUUAAUUAGUCCAAAUAAUAGCAAUAUUGAAAUGCUAACAUUUGAAUAAGCCAAGGUAUCUAAACCCAAAUUACCAAAGCCUAAUGUAAGAAUUUCCAUAGCUGGAGAAUAAUCAAGUCAUGAAAGAGUUGUUGCCUAUUAGGAUGAUCGAUCUUCGUAAGUCUCCAGUUUAUUGGGAGUAAGAAAAUCGAAGUUCUAUAAAAAAUAUGAAGUAGUUCAGAAGAUUACUAAUAUAGAGCCUUUUUCCAAAAACCAUCAAAUUUUAAUCAUUCUUAUUGUAUUAAGCAUUUUGAUUUAAUUUGCAGUCUAAAUAUUACAACUAGUUUAAAUUAACAUCAAUUUGACCAAUUUAGUCUCAGACAUAGAUCUGCUUUAAAUAAAGUAUUUCGUUUUUCAGCCACUUGAAACCUUUUUGUUGACCAGAUACACUAUUGUAGCAUAUAGUUAGUAAAGAGAUUCAAAAGCAAUCACUUUAGCCCAAUUCAAUGAACUCAUCAAAUUUCCAAGAUCUAAUCUCGUGCUUGGGUAUGAUUCUCUGGAUUAAAAUCUGAAAUAAGUGAUGAGCCGUCCAGAAUUAUAAGACUUUCUAGAGAACACUUAUUUGGAUAUUUACAUUUAUAUUAAAUCUUAGGUUGGUGAAAAAUAUAAUAUGUCAUUGAGAAACAGCAUAAAUGUGUUAAAAAGUUACUAAUACACUUCUAAAAUGGCCUAUGUAAUUGAUGGAGUGGCUUAAGCAGAUUGUCCAUACUCAUACUAUUAGUACAGAAAUUAUUUGCCCCUUAAAACAGUAUUUUCUGAGUUAAAUCAAAUAGUUUAGGAAUAAACUAUAGAGAGAUCAUACACUUUAUAAAGACAAAUUUCAAUAAUCUUAUUUAUUUGUAUCGCUCUGCUUAUCUUAUUCUAAAUAGAAAUUUUCAUUUAUUACAUUAGAAUAACUAAGAGAGUUAAUAGACAUUUUCAUUUGAUGCAUAAUAUUCCUGGUUAAUAUAUAGAUUUUGAAAUUUUGAGGAUAAAGUAUCUGGUUGAAAGAUUAUUUAAAGAUUACAACAUUCUUUUUAAAUACUAAUUUAAUUUGAGCGAAAAAGAAAGAGUAUUAGAACAGUAUACUGAAAAACUUGGGGCAAUUAGAAGGAGCAAUCAAAAAUUAAAUUCUAUUAAUUGUACUGAAAUUCGAUAUUACUUGUUUAUGAUUGUACUCAUGCUCAUCAUGGCUGGAAAUUCUCUACUUACCUUUUUGGAAGGAUGGAACUAUCUAGAUAAAUACCCUGAUACUGCUAAAUUUUAUAGAGCAGUUUCAGAUGUAGGAACAGAUGUUCCAACAAUGUACGCGUAAAGGGAUAUUCUCUAUGGGAGAGCCAAUUUGAAGCUAUACACAGAAUAGGAUUGCUAAGAUUUGUUGAAUGAAAUUAAAUAAGCAGUCAAUAGAACAUCCUCCUUUUUAGAUUAAAGCAGAUCCUUUAAAAAAUAUCUAGUGUCAUCCUCAUUUGAAGACCUCUACCAAUCUAUUUAAACUCAUGAUUUAUGCGAUUUCUUACCUGACGAUUUGAAAUAAAAGUCUCUAACCAUUUGUCCAAUAGUGAUGAAUUAGAAUAUGAAGAUGGGUUUAAAAGCAAUUUUAGUUUAUAUGAUUAAUUUCAUCACCACUGACAUGGAGAUUAAUUAAUUCAAAACUAGAACUAUUUAAAACUAUCUUGAAUUGGAGGGUGCCUUUUUAGUAUCUAACAUUAUUGGAUAUGUCAAUUAAUUAUUUAAUGCAGAUUUAACCUAAUAAACUCAAAAAAUCAUCUCCCAGAUUAAUUUACAUAACAUUUUUAUUUUAUCUGUUCUUUGUUUAAUUAUUCUAUUUAUACUAACUGUAUUUAAGUAAAAGCUAGUUUAAAAAUACUUAAUUGUUUAAAGAUUUGUACAUUUACUACCUGUUUACCACUUAUUUUUAGACAAUGUUUUUGAAAGGAAUUUAAGGCAAUUAGUGUAAUCCAAUUGA
Molecule: messenger RNA, 4305 nt
Organism: Paramecium tetraurelia
Lineage: Eukaryota; Ciliophora; Oligohymenophorea; Peniculida; Parameciidae
Exons: 4
Source: RefSeq, a predicted model, not a curated record